This is a messenger RNA of Soboliphyme baturini, 573 nucleotides long. The record is from the annotation of a GenBank genome assembly. Lineage: Eukaryota; Metazoa; Nematoda; Enoplea; Dioctophymatida; Soboliphymatidae.
AUGGAGGCAGAAGUCGACGAUAGCCACUUCGUUUCAGUAGUGCAUGCGAGGAAGAAGGGUGACGGCAGUGGCCAACGCAGCAUGUCCUCAGAAGGCAGCAGCUAUUCGGCCGACAGCAGUGUCCCCGGAAGCAGUGGAGACGGAUGCGGCGCAGGAGGCGGUGCUGAGAAUGAGGAACAACGCAGUGACGACGACAGCGCUCUCUCGCCUCGUCACCGCCAGUCGCAGCUGUUUCUGUCCAUGACGACCACUACGACACCGACGAUGCCCUGCGGGCCCCCCGGUUACCACGCCGUCGCCGACAAGGUGAUCAUUUCUUCUCGAUCUGUGUGUUUGUGUUUGUGCCCUGCCCGGCCCGGUCCGGUCCGGUUCGGUCCGGUCCGGUCUGGUCGAAACGAAACAGGACUGUCCAGCGCGUCAUAUUUCACGUUGAAUGUCAGUCGUUGGUCAUCGCGACCAGCCUCGCAUCUCGUCCACUCCUUUCCGCACCGCUAUCGAUCGAACCGAGUGAGGAAUAAACGAGAGCCACGCGUCGGUUUGUGUACUCUGCGAAUCAGACACGUUGGAUACUAA